Ascochyta rabiei is the source of this 1485-nucleotide messenger RNA. RefSeq names its product nucleolar protein. The coding region runs from base 1 to 1485 and encodes 494 amino acids. Gene Ontology annotation, molecular function: RNA binding. Gene Ontology annotation, cellular component: nucleolus. The record is from RefSeq and is a predicted model, not a curated record. Lineage: Eukaryota; Fungi; Ascomycota; Dothideomycetes; Pleosporales; Didymellaceae. Gene Ontology annotation, biological process: maturation of LSU-rRNA from tricistronic rRNA transcript (SSU-rRNA, 5.8S rRNA, LSU-rRNA). The transcript is spliced from 3 exons.
AUGGCCGCUGCAGAUCUCGCGACCAAGAAGCGCAAGGGCGCGUCAGAUGCUGCGCCCAAGGCAAAGAAGCCCAGAAAAUCGGACGACAUUGCUGCCCCAGCAAAGCCCGCCAAAUCCCCAAAAGCGGCCAAGGCCGCUGCUGCACCAGCCGCCGCCGAGAAGCCUGCAAAGAAGUCCGCGCGUAAGCAGGCCGAGGACUUUUUCUCCGACAACGAGGCGCCCGCUGCGAAACCCACAAAAGCCACUAAGGGAAAGAAGAAGGCCGAGGCUGUUCCCGAAGCCAAUGGCGAGGAUGAGUCAAUGCUUGACUUUGACGUGAUUGAAGCGAAGAAGGAGACACCCAAGAAAGAGGCACCGAAAGCAAAGGCUACCAAAGCGAAGAAGGGCAAGAAGGAGCCCGUAGCAGAGCCCGAGCCUGCCGAGGAGGAGGUCACUGAGGUGCCCAAGGUUAAGGCCACAAAGGCGAAGAAGGGAAAGAAACAACAGGAAGAGCCCGUAGAAGAGGUUGUCGAGGUCGACGCCGUUGUCACCGAAGAUGGUAAUGUCGAGGACGCAGCAGAAGAGGAUGACCAGACCGCCGCACUCCUUGCCGGCUUUGGCAGCGACGACAGCGACAGCGAAAAUGACAUUGACUUUCCUGAAGACGAGGGUGCCGUCCCAAAGCUCACGAAGUCGCAAAAGAAGGCUAUCGCAAAGGCAAAGGACACUCCCAAGGCCACCGAGCCUGGUGUGAUCUACGUUGGCCGCGUCCCCCGAGGUUUCUUCGAGCCUCAGAUGAAGAAGUACUUCUCACAAUUCGGCCGCGUGCUCAACCUGCGCCUCUCGCGCAACAAGAAGACCGGUGGCUCUAAGCAUUACGCCUUCGUUGAGUUCGCCUCUGCUGAAGUCGCCGACAUUGUCGCCCGCACAAUGAACAACUACCUCAUGUUCGGACACAUUUUGAAGUGCUCGCUCAUCCCCAAGGAGCAGGUCAACGAGAACCUCUUCAAGGGGGCCGGCACACGGUUCAAGGUCGACCCCAGGAACAAGAAGGCUGGGCUGGCUAUGGAGCGGGGCGCUGAGCGGGAAGUGUGGGAGAAGAGGGUCGAGAAGGAGAACAAGCGGAGGAGUGGAAGGAAUAAGGAUCUGAAGGAGACGAUGGACUACGAAUUCACAGCCCCGACCGUCAAGGCCGUCAAGGAUAUCCCGGCCAGCAAGAAGCUCGAAGUCGAGGCGAGCGAGCCCCAGCAACUCCUGAAUGAGACUGCGGCCCCGGCAGAGCCAAAGGGCAAGAAGGGCAAGAAGCCCGCUGCAAAGCCCGCUGCUGCUCCCGAGCCCGAGCCUGUCGCUGAAGAGCCCAAGGUCGAAGCACCUGCAAAGAAGACCAAGAAGCGCAAGUCCGACGCUGCCACCGAACUCCUCGCCGCCGUCGAGGAACCUGCCAAGAAGCCCGCCGCCGCUGCUGCUGUACCCAAGGCGAAGAAGGCAAAGAAGGCAAAGGCCUAG